AUGCGGGAAGCGCGAAGUCGCCUUUACAGAUGUAGUACAUAUUUUCUUGGAAAAACUAUUGCUGAGCUACCACUUUUUUUAACUGUACCAUUUGUUUUCACAUCUAUUGCUUAUCCAAUGAUAGGAUUACGUGCUGGUAUCUUUCAUUAUCUACAUGCUCUAGCAUUAGUUACUCUUGUUGCAAAUGUUUCAACUAGUUUUGGCUAUUUAAUAUCCUGUGGCAGUUCAUCAACAUCAAUGGCAUUAUCCAUCGGACCUCCAGUAAUUAUCCCAUUUCUUCUCUUUGGUGGAUUUUUUUUAAAUUCUGCUUCAGUGCCAAUAUACUUCAAAUGGUUAUCAUAUCUAUCAUGGUUUCGUUAUGCAAAUGAAGGGCUUCUAAUUAAUCAGUGGUCUGAUGUAGAAGCUGGUGAAAUUACAUGUACCUCAUCGAAUACAACUUGCCCCAGUUCUGGAAAAGUUAUAUUAGAAACACUAAACUUUUCGAUAAAUGAUUUUAUAUACGAUUAUAUGGGAUUAAUAGCGCUUAUUAUUAUAUUUAGGAUAUCUGCGUAUGCUGCUUUAAAAUUACGAACAAGACGCAAAGAAUAAAACCUACUACCUAUAAUAUUAAAAUAAACUUACAUACGAUUUAAUUACAUUAAUUCCAAAAAUUAA
Messenger RNA from Teleopsis dalmanni, 654 nucleotides. RefSeq names its product protein white-like. The record is from RefSeq and is a predicted model, not a curated record. Gene Ontology annotation, cellular component: plasma membrane. The coding region runs from base 1 to 588 and encodes 195 amino acids. NCBI's taxonomy places the organism in Eukaryota, Metazoa, Arthropoda, Insecta, Diptera, Diopsidae. The transcript has a single exon. Gene Ontology annotation, molecular function: ABC-type transporter activity.